Aedes albopictus (Asian tiger mosquito) is the source of this 3420-nucleotide messenger RNA. RefSeq lists its product as uncharacterized. The transcript is spliced from 2 exons. Lineage: Eukaryota; Metazoa; Arthropoda; Insecta; Diptera; Culicidae. Bases 1 to 3420 code for a protein of 1139 amino acids. The record is from RefSeq and is a predicted model, not a curated record.
AUGGCCGAAGUGAAAGUGCUAUUCGCCCAACGUAGCCACGUUGAGGCAAGAAUUAAGAAGCUUCAAGAACGAAUCAGUGAAGAAAGUGGUGUCGUCCAACCGAGUUUGGCACGAGUGAAGACAUUUGAAAGUGAACUCCAGUGCCAUUAUCGUGAGUACCAGAGAGUGUACGGUGAACUUUUGUCUGCACUUCCAGCCGAAAGAUUCGAAGAGCUAGAUGAGGAUUACUGGCGCUUCGAAGACAUCCACGACGAAGCCUGCGUUCUGGUGGAAACCCUCUUGAUUUCCUGCCCGACCACCAGUGACAGGUUUAACAAGCGAAAGUCAACAUCCACCUGCUUCGAUGCGACCACUGCACAACGCUGGCUCAGUCCUCCUACCCGAAGAAGCCAGUCACCGAGCCAAACGACGGAACAACCGGUUCCGAUUCCUGCCGCGGUGGAGAGGCCACGCUCGUCAUUGCCGAAAGAGAAAAUGGUGAGUACGAAUGUUACCAAUCCAAUCCAGACUGCGAAGCCGCGCUGCGGCGAAGAUUCCUCCAAGAAGAAGAUUCCUUUGCGUGGACCAGCCGAGAUCCAACCUGAGAGUGAUUUCGCCGAGGUCACUAUUCCCGAGUCAACAACCACGCCGGCCGAUGAAGCAGCAAAGUGUGAAGAAGAGGGGACAGCCGUUGCCUUCGAGCGUCCAACGUGUGAAAGUAAGCAUCCUUCGACGAGCCAGGAGAAUGUCCUUGUUGGCAACGAGCCAGCCAAGUUUGUCGGCAUUCCAUUCGAAGAUCCAGAGACACCGACGUCAAGCAAAGCGCCUUCCGGAACCGAUCCGGUGGCGAACCCGUUUCGAAUUCCAUUCGACCCGACUGGAGUUCAUCCGAAGCUGACGAUUCCGAUUCCUACCGGAUUCCAUCCGGUGCUGAAGCCGUUCCGACCGCCACCAGGAUUCCAUCCCAAGCCCAUGCAGAUCCCGAAGCCAACCGAAUUGCCUCCGGUGUCCCAGAGUCCGACCGGAUCCUUUCCGGUACCACAACCGCCUCAGCGCAACGCCGGUUCCCAUCCGGCAUUCCAGCAACAGAGUCCGACCGGUCUCCUUUCGGUACCCCAACAGUUGCAGUCCGUGACCGAAUCCAGCUCGGUAUCCCCGUCGCUCCAGUGUAAGGCCGGUUCCCUUCCGGCAUUCCAACCGAAACAGAGUCCGACCGGUGUCCUUCCGGUAUACCAGCCGUUCCAGACUACGACCGGUUCCUAUCCGGUACUCCAACAGUUCCAGCGCGUGACCGGAUCCUAUUCGGCAACCUAUCCGAUCCUAAGGUCUACCGGAGCCAGUCCGGUGGUCGAUUCCGCCCUGAUGCCUGCCGGCACCCGUCCGGUGGUCAAGUUGCACGAGAUACCUGCCGGUUCCCGUCCGGGGGUUGAGGCCAACCUGAUGCCCAUCGGUUCCUGCCCGAUGGUCAAGUCCUUCCAGAUGUCUUCCGGUUCCCGUCCGGUGGACAAGCCACUCCUGAUGUCUGCUGGUGCCAGUCCAGUAGGCAAGCCUAGCCUGCGCCCACUGUCUAUCGGUACCAGUCCAGUAGUCAAGACAACCGUCGAUACCCGUUCGGCGGCCAAAACAACCAAGAGUUCUACCGGUGCCCGUCCGGUCCACUCCUCCAUGAUGUUCGUCGGUUCCAGUCCGACGGUCAACUCAACCAAGAUGCCCAUCGGUGCCCGUCCGAUGGUCAGGUCCAACGAGAUGGCUGCCGGUUCCUGUCCGAUGGUCAACCUAACCAAGAUGCCCAUCGGUGCCCGUCCGAUGGUCAAGUCCAACGAGAUGCCUGCCGGUUCCCGUCCGGUGGUCAAUUCCAACCAGGUGUCUGCCGGUUCCUGUCCGGUGGACAAGCCACUCCUGAUGUCCGCUGGUGCCAGUCCAGUGGGCAAGCCCUGCCUGCGUCCAUCGUCUAUCGGUACCAGUCCGAUAGUCAAUCCAACCGUCGAUACCUGUUCGGUGGCCAAGAAGUCUGCCGGUUCCCGUCCGGGGGUCGAAGCCAACCUGAUGCCCAUCGGUUCCUGUCCGAUGGCCAAGUCCUUCCAGAUGUCUGCCGGUUCCCGUCCGGUGGACAAGCCACUCCUGAUGUCCGCUGGUGCUAGUCCAGUGGCCAAGCCGAUCCUGCGCCCACCGUCUAUCGGUACCAGUCCGGUAGUCAAGCCAACCGUCGAUACCCGUUCGGCGGCCAAGACGCCCAAGAUGUUUGCCGGUCCUCCUCCGGUAGCCACGCCGAUCCCGAUGUCCACUGGAACCAGUCCGGUGGGCAAUUGCGCUCCGAUGUCCGUCGGUUCCCGUCUGACGCUCAAACCGAAUCCGAUGUCCGCUGGAAGCAGUCCAGUAGACAGUUCCGCCCUCAAGCCUGCCGAUUCGUAUCCGGCAACCGAACCGAAGUUGAUGCCCAUCGGUGUCCGUCCGAUGGUCAAGUCCGUCCAGAUGUCCACCGGUUCCUGUCCGGUGUUCAAGCCACUUCCGAAACACACUGGUACCAGUCCAGUGCGAAAGCGAGUUCUGACGUCCGCCGGUGCCCGUCCGGUGACGAAGUCCAUCAUGAUAGCCAUCGGUAUCCGUCCGGUGGUCAAGCUGUCCUCGAAGUCCGUCGGUACCUUCCCGAUGGCCAAGAUGUUCCUAAAGCUCGUCGGCACCAGUCCGAUGAUCAAGCCGUUUCCGAAGUCCACUGGAACCGGUCUAGUGGUGAAGCCGACCGUGUUGUUCGCCGGAACUAGUCCGGUAGCCAAGCCCUUCGUAAUGCCAGCUGGUCUCCGUCCGGUGGCCAAGCCGUCUUCGAUGUUUGCUGGAAACCGUCCAGUGAAUAUGCCCUUCCCGAUGCCCGCCGGUACCCGUCCGGUGACCAACUCAAGCCUGACGUCAACCAGCACUCCUACAAAGAACCCACCGGUGCUCUUUCAUGUGAUACCAGCCGGCAUCCCGCGAAUUGCGAAGCCUAUUCCGAAGAUCGCGACGUGUCCAACCAAGAAGUUACCUCCAACGACAGCCGGAAUCCUUCCGGCACUUAAGCGAAACGAGAGCCUAGAAGAACGAGUCCCAAGCCCGAAGAUAGCCGGAACCAGUCCGGUAGUGAGAGAACCUCCCGAGAAUAAGCAGUGGGUCGAGGUGUCGGAGAUGAGCCAACCACCACUCGAUCCGCCACCGGUCGGCCAGACUGGUGAAUGCAAGCAACUCCAUUCCGACCCAAGGCCGAGGAAGCCUCCCGAUGAACCAUCCAAGCGACCCAGCGAAGCCAUCCCAGAGCGCGUGCCCCGAACGCGUCCACCCAACGACCCGAAGAAAGACGAGCCAGACGCCACAGAUGAGCAAGCAUUCGAUCCGUGGUGUAAACAAGUCAGAUUGCUAUACUUGAGUAAGCCCAUGAUUCCAAGUUCCAAGUUCUUCCAAGAUAUCUAA